AUGCACCUGUCAAGAGACUUUUCCAAAAGAUCCACAUUCGACAUCAAGUCUCUCCUAUUCAAAACUAAAUUCCGAACGUUUAUACUGCUGCUGUGGUUGUUGUUCUUUCUCUAUUGUGGAUAUUAUUAUUUUUUAUUGUCAUCGAUAACAUCAUCCGAAAAGAAGAAACUGCAAAUUCACUCCGAGAAUAAUUUGGAAACGACCACGAACACACCGAAUGAACAUCAGCAACAAGUACCAAACAAAGAAGAUAAAACGAAUAAUUUAGCUAAAAUAGAUGAUCCUAAAAUACAACAGCCAAUACCACCUGAUUCAUCCAAUGUGAUUCCGAUCGUUAUUUUUACUUAUCAACGAGCUGAAUAUUUGAAAGAGUGUAUAGAAACAUUAUUCAGAUAUAUACCAAGCAAAGGCUUCCAUAUUUAUGUAUCACAAGAUGGAUUUGAUGAAAAAGUGAAAGAAACUGUUGACAGCUUUGGAGACAAAAUUAAAAAACAUUUCCAAAGAGAGAGAAAUGUCAUCAUUCCAGACAAAAUUUCAAAUAUUGUCGCCUAUUAUUCAAUUGCUCAACAUUAUAAAUUUGGAAUUGAUCACGUAUUCGCAGAAGAUGAAAAUUAUGAUCGAAUCAUAAUUUUGGAAGAGGAUUUAAGAGUUGCUCCUGAUUUCUUCGAGUAUUUUACGCACAUGUCACCGUUGUUGGAUAUGGAUACAUCUCUUUUUUGCAUUUCUGCAUGGAAUGAUAAUGGAAUGAAAGGAUUUGUAAAAGAUCCUGCUAAAUUCUACAGAAGUGAUUUCUUUCCAGGUCUCGGGUGGAUGAUUAGGCGAAAAUUGUGGCAGGACGAUUUUGGACCAAAAUGGCCUCUUGGAUUUUGGGAUGACUGGAUCAGAGAAGGUACCAUUAGAAAGGGAAGAUCUUGUAUUCGACCUGAAAUAUCUAGAACAUAUACAUUUGGAUUCAAAGGUGGAGCAAGUUCCAACCAAUUUUCCAAUUAUUUACAUGCAAUUGUUCUCAACUCUGAAUCGAUCGAUUGGAAUAAGGUCGACAUCAACUCACUUGUGAAAAGCAACUACGAUCAAGAGUUCAUUAAGGAAGUGAAAUCAUCCACUUUAAUUAAUACCAACGAGCUUGGAAUGAAAGAAAAUGAGAAGAUUAGAUUGGAAUAUACCACUAGUGAUGAGUACAUGCGCAUUGCUAGAGAGAUUGGAAUAAUGGCAGAUGUGAAAGCUGGAGUUCCUAGAGGUGCCUAUUUAGGUACUGUCACCGUAAGAUUGAGAUCAAACACUUUAUACAUCACAACUCCAUCCUUUGCACCUCAAACAUACACAAAUAUGCCACCAUACAAAAUUUAA
This is a messenger RNA of Naegleria fowleri, 1347 nucleotides long. RefSeq lists its product as uncharacterized. The coding region runs from base 1 to 1347 and encodes 448 amino acids. Gene Ontology annotation, cellular component: Golgi apparatus. Gene Ontology annotation, molecular function: alpha-1,3-mannosylglycoprotein 2-beta-N-acetylglucosaminyltransferase activity. The transcript is spliced from 2 exons. NCBI's taxonomy places the organism in Eukaryota, Heterolobosea, Eutetramitea, Acrasida, Naegleriidae. The record is from RefSeq and is a predicted model, not a curated record.